Messenger RNA from Schizophyllum commune H4-8, 465 nucleotides. RefSeq names its product glycine cleavage system H protein. The transcript has 6 exons. NCBI's taxonomy places the organism in Eukaryota, Fungi, Basidiomycota, Agaricomycetes, Agaricales, Schizophyllaceae. The coding region runs from base 1 to 465 and encodes 154 amino acids. The record is from RefSeq and is a predicted model, not a curated record. Gene Ontology annotation, cellular component: glycine cleavage complex; mitochondrion; cytoplasm. Gene Ontology annotation, biological process: glycine decarboxylation via glycine cleavage system; protein lipoylation.
AUGCAGGCCGUCUUCCGCAGUGCUCCCCGUUUUGCGCGCGCUUCCCUCGUCGCUGCGCGCCCGGUCGCGCCGCGCUUUGCUCGCCCGCAGUUCGUGCGGACGCUCGUGACUACGAAGUACACCGCGGAGCAUGAGAUCGUCCGCUUCGACGAUGAGACGGGUGUGGGGAUUGUGGGUAUCACGAACCACGCGCAGGAGGCUCUUGGGGACGUCGUGUUCGUCGAACUGCCCUCGGAGGGAUCGGACGUGAAGCUGGGAGAUCAGAUUGGUGCCGUAGAGAGUUACGCACCCAUCUCGGGUACUAUCGAGGCUGUCAACGGCGAGCUCGACUCUCAGCCCAGCUUGUUGAACAAGUCCCCUGAGGACAAGGGUUGGUUGUGCAAGAUCAAGCUCUCUGACCCCUCCGAGCUGGAGAAACUCUUGUCUGAGGAGCAGUACAAGAAGCACGUCGAGUCGGAGGAGUAG